Prunus armeniaca (apricot) is the source of this 1554-nucleotide messenger RNA. Lineage: Eukaryota; Viridiplantae; Streptophyta; Magnoliopsida; Rosales; Rosaceae. The record is from the annotation of a GenBank genome assembly.
AUGAUAAGAGAGGUAAUAUCUCUCCUAGACCGGAGAUUAGAGGAUUGCUUCCUGCAUUGUGAUGAUUCCAAACUUGAAUUCCUCAGACUCGGAUUGCUUAAUGAUGAUCAUGAGGAUGCCUUCAUCGGUGUAAACCUUGGUACAGACCUCUCUGACAUGCCAAGCCCAACUCAGGUGGUUGCACUUCUUAAAGCUCAAAAUAUUCGACAUAUCAGGCUCUAUGAUGCAGACAGAGCCAUGCUCCUCGCUCUUGCAAACACAGGCAUCCAAGUGACUGUUUCUGUUCCCAAUGAUCAGCUCCUUGGGAUUGGUCAGUCCAAUGCCACUGCUGCCAACUGGAUUGCUCGCAAUGUGAUAGCCCAUGUCCCUGCCACCAACAUCACUUCUAUAGCUGUUGGAUCUGAAGUCCUAAGUGCCCUCCCAAAUGCUGCUCCAGUCCUAGUUUCUGCCCUAAAAUUCAUUCACUCUGCACUUGUCGCGUCUAACCUUGACCGCCAAAUUAAAGUCUCUACUCCACACUCUUCAGCCAUUAUUCUUGACUCCUUUCCACCGUCCCAAGCCUUCUUCAAUCGCUCAUGGGACCCUGUCAUGGUUCCCCUGCUCAAGUUUUUGCAGUCUACAGAUUCAUAUCUCAUGCUCAAUGUCUACCCAUAUUAUGAUUACAUGCAAUCAAACGGUGUAAUCCCCUUGGACUAUGCACUUUUCCGCCCUCUCCCUCCAAACAAGGAAGCUGUGGAUGCUAAUACACUACUGCAUUAUACUAAUGUCUUUGAUGCAAUUGUUGAUGCAGCGUAUUUUGCAAUGUCCUAUCUAAACUUCACUAAACUCCCCAUUGUAGUGACCGAGUCAGGUUGGCCCUCCAAGGGUGACUCAUCAGAGCCAGAUGCCACACUUGAUAAUGCCAACACUUACAAUAGUAACUUAAUUAAGCAUGUGCUUAACAACACAGGGACUCCUAAGCAUCCUGGGAUUGUUGUUAGUACUUACAUUUAUGAACUCUACAAUGAGGAUUUGAGACCUGGAUCAGUCUCUGAAAAGAAUUGGGGACUUUUUAAUGCAAAUGGAGUGCCAGUUUAUACCUUGCACUUAACAGGUGCUGGAACUGUGUUGGCAAAUGACACGACAAAUCAAACCUUUUGUGUUGCGAAGGAGGGUGCUGACCAAAAGAUGCUACAGGCAGCCUUGGACUGGGCUUGUGGACCGGGGAAAGUUGAUUGCUCACCUUUGCUCCAGGGGCAACCAUGUUAUGAGCCAGAUAAUGUGCUUACACACGCAACAUAUGCUGUCAAUGCCUAUUUUCAGCGGAUGGCUAAGUCUCCUGGGACUUGUGAUUUCAAAGGGGUGGCUACGGUUACUACCACAGACCCAAGUCAUGGCACUUGUAUAUUUCCAGGAAGUGGUGGAAGAAACAGCAGUUUCAUAAAUGGCACAUCACUGGCUCCAUCUUCAAAUUCCACAACUUCUGGGUGUCUUUCACUAUUUUUCUACAGUGGCGGUUCCUUCACAAGCUCUGUGAUCAUUGGUCUCUUAGUUUUGAGUGCAGUUUUCUUGUAG